Erpetoichthys calabaricus (reedfish) is the source of this 3742-nucleotide messenger RNA. RefSeq names its product ring finger protein 20, E3 ubiquitin protein ligase (gene rnf20). Gene Ontology annotation, molecular function: ubiquitin protein ligase activity; metal ion binding. NCBI's taxonomy places the organism in Eukaryota, Metazoa, Chordata, Cladistia, Polypteriformes, Polypteridae. The record is from RefSeq and is a predicted model, not a curated record. Bases 121 to 3144 code for a protein of 1007 amino acids. Gene Ontology annotation, cellular component: nucleus; HULC complex. The transcript is spliced from 21 exons.
AGCCUUUGUAUUUGUCAAUAUCUAUGAUUCCUGUUUCCGGAAGAAAGACAGGACAAAAUAAACGGUUGUGCUUUACGAUCCGUAACCGUGGAUUGACCCUUGACUUUCAGAUUAACAGUGAUGUCAGGGAUGAAGCGGCCAUCACUGGAUGAUGCCUCAACCUCUGGUCCACCAGAGAAGAGGAGAGAAGGGGAGGAGCCUGGUACAGCUGUGGAGACAGUUAUUAAACUUGGUGGUGUCUCUAACACGGAAGAGCAGGAUAUACGAGCCUUAGUAGCUAAAAACCGGAAGCUGGCAGAAGCACUGGAUCAGCGCCAGGGCAUUGAAGAUGAGUUGAGGGACACCAUUGAGAAACUGGAACGUCGCCAGGCUACUGAUGAUGCCAGUCUGCUCAUAGUCAAUAGAUACUGGAGUCAGUUUGAUGAGAACAUACGUCUUAUUAUGAAGAGGUAUGACUUGGAGACACAGCUUAGUGAUUUGAUCACAGACCGCAGGACUUUGGAACCUACUGAGAUUGAGCAUGACUCUGACAGCAACCAGGAAAGGAGCAGUGUUCGAGAGAAGGAGAGAGAAGAAAGGGACAGCAAGCGGGAAGACAGAGGGCAGAGCGAGGCACCAUUGUCCUUUUUAGCUAACCUAGCCAGUAGCAGCAGUGAAGAGAUGGAGUCCCAGUUGCAGGAGAGGCUAGAAUUCAGUCAAAGGGCAGUUGAGAGAAUCGUGGAAAUCUAUGACUCCCUUCAGGAGACAAUAGAACGCUUGGAAGGUGCCAUCACAGACCCAGAGAGGUUCCAGGAGUUGGUCACUGAACUAAGUGGCCUUUUAUCACGUGAGAACCAGCGGCUUCAAGAACUAGCAGAUUUGCUACAAGAAAAACAUCGGCGUACAAGCAAAGAGUUUUCUGUUCUAGGCAAGAAGGUUGAAAAGGCUGAUUCCCGAGUUUCUGAGCUACAAAGUAAAAUUGAAGAUCUGCAGUGGGACAUUGACAAGAUCCGUAAGCGUGAACAAAGGCUUAACAGGCACUUGGCUGAAGUGCUUGAGAGGGUCAACAGCAAAGGCUACAAAGUAUAUGGAGGUGCAAGCAGUUUGUACGGUGGGACAAUCACAAUCAAUGAGAGAAAGUUUGAAGAAAUGAAUUCAGAGCUGGAGGAGAACACGGAACUGGCUGCUAAUCGCCUAGCAGAACUGCAGAAGCUAAAGCAGGAUUUGCAGCAAGUCAACAGUGAGAAUGAAAGGAUGGUGGUGGAAGUUCGAAACUUAGCUGAGGUUGCAGUGAGAGACUCUUCAGAGUAUCGGUGCUUACAGUCCCAGUUCUCUGUGCUUUACAAUGAGUCUCUGCAGUUGAAAUCUCAUCUGGAUGAAGCCAGAGCAAGGCUUCAUGGAACCAGAGGAGCAAGGCUGCGACAGCUGGAUCAUAUGGAGCAUGAUGAGAUUGCUCUUCAGAAAAAGCUUCGAACAGAAGUAAUCCAGUUAGAAGAUACUCUCGCACAAGUACGCAAGGAGUAUGAGAUGCUUCGGAUUGAGUUUGAGCAGACACUGGCAGCCAAUGAGCAAGCAGGUCCUAUCAAUAGGGAGAUGCGCCACCUUAUCAGCAGUUUGCAAAACCACAACCACCAGAUGAAAGGAGAGGUUCAGAAGUGUAAACGUCGUCUCCGGGAGGCCCAAGCAGAGCUUGCUAAGGCUCGCCUCCAACGUGGCUCCAUGCUCCUCCAGCCACAGUCCAGCACUGAACUUGAACCCAAAGAGGAUUGCAUUACUUCACCUGUGACGCCUACAUCUUCUGUCCCUACUGAUAAUUCUGUCAAGACAGAGUCAGAGGCUGGAUCCACUCCUGUAAGCCUAACUGCUCCCACAGGAGUCAUAUCUAGCACGGCAGCUGUCAAGAUUGAGCCCCCUGCUGCAGCAGAGGAAGAAGAGGAGCCACUGCAGCCACUAGUCAAGGAAGAGGAAAAAGAGAGAGAAAAAGAAAGAGAGCGAAUCUCUGUGAGUACCCGAUCUGUAAAGGAGGAACGUGAGAGAGAAAAAUCUGCAUCCAUCCAAUCUGAGGAGUCGGAGCGGCCUGGCGGGGUGACAAAGAGAAAGGAGAUGGAACAGCUUAAGCUACUGCGGGCUGAGCUAAAGAAAGCCCAAGAGUCACAAAAGGAAAUGAAACUUUUGUUGGAUAUGUACCGUUCUGCGCCAAAGGAACAGCGUGAUAAAGUUCAGCUUAUGGCAGCUGAAAGGAAAUCUAAAGCAGAGGUGGAGGAUCUGCGACAAAGACUUCGUGAACUUGAGGAGCGGGAAAAAAAGGAAGGGAAAAAAAUGGCAGAUGAAGAAGCCCUAAGAAAAAUGAGGAGUGUAGAGGAGCAAAUGGAGAAUCUUCACAAAAAAUUAUCCAUUGCCAAACAGGAAGAGGAAGCUUUGCUGUCAGAAAUGGAUGUCACAGGCCAAGCCUUUGAGGACAUGCAAGAGCAGAACAUUCGUCUUAUGCAGCAGCUGCGAGAGAAAGAUGAUGCCAAUUUUAAACUAAUGAGUGAGCGGAUCAAAGCCAACCAGAUCCACAAGCUGCUAAAGGAAGAGAAAGAGGAACUUGCUGACCAAGUCUUGACACUUAAAACACAGGUGGAUGCUCAGUUGCAAGUGGUGCGAAAGCUAGAGGAAAAGGAACACUUGCUGCAGAACACCAUCACGACAGCCGAGAAGGACUUGUCCUUGCGGAGUCAAGCAUUGGAAAUGAAUAAACGCAAGGCAGCAGACGCCACACAAUUGGCUGAUGAAAUCAAAUCCCAGCUGGAAAGUAUACAGUCCAAAUUACGAAGCAUGCAAGAGGAGAUUAUUGAAAAUAGUGUCUCGCGUGAGAAGGAAGCCUUUAACUCCCGUCGAGCUCAGGAAGACAUCUUCAAACUGCGACGGAAGCUUGAGAAGACCAAGAAGCCUGAUACUGUACCCAACUGUGAUGAUAUCCUGAAUGAGGAGAUCAAAGAGUUCAAGACGCGACUGACCUGCCCCUGCUGUAAUUCCCGAGUAAAAGAUGCCGUGCUGACCAAGUGCUUCCACGUCUUCUGUUUUGAGUGUGUGAAGACCCGUUACGACACACGCCAGCGCAAGUGUCCCAAGUGCAACGCUGCCUUUGGAGCUAACGAUUUUCAUCGCAUCUACAUUGGGUAGCAAAAGACAUUGGGUAUUUAAUGAAAAGGGGUAUCGGCUAUUGCCACGGAGCAGAGGCAUUGAGAGAGAGAGAGGAGAGAGAAAUGGCGACCUGUUGAGAAUGUAGAUGAUCAAGAGAUCGAGGACGAGGCUUUCUUUACAACAGCUGGGCCCUCUGAUAUUUGUCCACAAAGAAGUGGCACCCAAGUGAGUAGCACAGAUCUGCCAUUAUUUCAACAUGGUGCUUGGUAUUCUCACUGUGAAGCAUCCCACAUCAAGUCGCAGUGAGCAAGACACUGCCAACUUCUGACACACACACACACAGAGAGAACUAACUUGCAGGGAAGAGUAAGAAGUUCCGUACUCCCAUCCUGACCUGUAAGUGGUGCUACUAUUGUGUUUGUAUUGUGUCUGCGCUCACAUUCCAGUAUGUUCAUUUAUAACAAACCGGCGCCUUUCAGCUAAAUGAGAAACGCAACUGAAACAAACUAAUGGAAGGAAAAUGCAGUCAUUUAAAUUUGUGUUCAGGAUGUACAUUUUCUGUUCGUUCAGCUAAUGCAAUCUAGAUACCUAGCCAUAUAAAGAAAGGACUGCAUUAUUUGGAAUUGUUUUAGGGGGG